AUGGAAGGAGUUGAGCUGGAACUAGAGAGAAGAAGCAAGUUCUUGAACAGCUUGAUACAGAAGAAGAAGGCUAAAGAGCAGCAGGAUCAGAAAGACGAGUUCAAUGUUCGAGUUAGGGCUUCCGAUAUGCCUCUCGCUCUGCAGAACAGGGCCUUCAGUUUGUCCCGUGAGCUCUUGAAUGCCACUCCUGGUAAGGCCGACAACAAACGGCUCGCUCUCGCCCUUAAAAAGAAUCAAGCAGUGUGUUACUUUUGGGUCCAUAGGGAUAUUGUCUUAUCGAUCUUGCUUGAUUUGUAG
Molecule: messenger RNA, 297 nt
Organism: Thlaspi arvense
Lineage: Eukaryota; Viridiplantae; Streptophyta; Magnoliopsida; Brassicales; Brassicaceae
Source: the annotation of a GenBank genome assembly